Molecule: messenger RNA, 2563 nt
Organism: Elgaria multicarinata webbii
Lineage: Eukaryota; Metazoa; Chordata; Lepidosauria; Squamata; Anguidae
Gene: ZIC1
Product: Zic family member 1
Exons: 3
Coding region: 26-1378 (450 amino acids)
Biological process (GO): regulation of transcription by RNA polymerase II
Cellular component (GO): nucleus
Molecular function (GO): DNA-binding transcription factor activity, RNA polymerase II-specific; RNA polymerase II cis-regulatory region sequence-specific DNA binding
Source: RefSeq, a predicted model, not a curated record
GCCGCUGCCCGCGCCCCGGGGGAAGAUGCUCCUGGACGCCGGACCGCAGUACCCGGCCAUCGGCGUGACGACCUUCGGCUCCUCUCGCCACCACGCCACGGGCGAUGUGACGGAGCGCGAAGUGGGGCUGGGCAUCAACCCCUUCGCCGACGCCGGCAUGGGCGCCUUCAAGCUGAACCCCAGCAGCCACGAGCUGGCCUCGGCCGGCCAGACCGCCUUCACCUCGCAGGCGCCCGGCUACGCGGCCGCGGCGGCGCUGGGGCACCACCACCACCACCCGGGCCACGUCGGCUCCUACUCCAGCGCGGCCGCCUUCAACUCCACGCGGGACUUCCUCUUCCGCAACCGGGGCUUCGGCGAGGCGGCGGCGGCGGCCAGCGCCCAGCACAGCCUCUUCGCCUCGGCGGCCGGCAGCUUCGGCGGGCCGCACGGGCACGGCGAGGCGGCGGGCCACCUCCUCUUCCCGGGCCUCCACGAGCAAGCCAGCAGCCACGCGUCGCCCAACGUGGUCAACGGGCAGAUGCGCCUGGGCUUCUCGGGCGACAUGUACGGGCGGCCGGAGCAGUACGGCCAGGUGACGAGCCCGCGCUCCGAGCACUACGCGUCGCCCCAGCUGCACGGCUACGGCCACAUGAAUAUGAACAUGGCAGCCCACCACGGGGCGGGGGCCUUCUUCCGCUACAUGCGGCAGCCCAUCAAGCAGGAGCUCAUCUGCAAGUGGAUCGAGCCCGAGCAGCUGGCGAACCCCAAAAAGUCCUGCAACAAAACUUUCAGCACCAUGCACGAGCUGGUGACUCACGUCACCGUGGAGCACGUUGGGGGCCCCGAGCAGUCCAACCACAUCUGCUUCUGGGAAGAGUGUCCCAGAGAAGGGAAGCCUUUCAAGGCCAAAUAUAAACUGGUCAACCACAUCCGAGUCCACACGGGCGAGAAACCGUUCCCUUGCCCUUUCCCGGGAUGCGGGAAAGUCUUUGCUCGGUCGGAAAAUCUCAAAAUCCACAAAAGGACGCACACAGGUGAAAAACCCUUUAAGUGUGAAUUCGAGGGUUGCGACAGGCGCUUCGCCAACAGCAGUGACCGCAAAAAGCACAUGCACGUCCACACUUCAGACAAACCUUAUCUUUGCAAAAUGUGCGAUAAGUCUUACACCCACCCGAGCUCGCUCCGAAAACACAUGAAGGUCCACGAAUCCUCCUCCCAGGGGUCUCAGCCUUCUCCCGCUGCCAGUUCGGGCUAUGAAUCUUCAACUCCCCCAACAAUCGUUUCUCCAUCCACAGAAAACCAGACCACGAGCUCCUUAUCCCCUUCAUCUUCAGCAGUCCAUCACACGUCCAGCCACAGCACGCUCACAUCAAAUUUUAACGAAUGGUACGUUUAAACAAACAAACGAACAAACUACAAAUCCAACCUAUUUAAAAGACUCCCAAAAAUUAAUGAACACUUUGAAAUUGAUUUUUGUGUGUGUGUUUUGUUCGGGUUUUUUUUAAAAAAAAUGCUGCCCAUAGACCCAGGACUGAAUCAAAUCAAGUAUUCUCUCUCUCUCUCUCUCUCUCUCUCUCUCUCUCUCUCUCUCUCUCUCUCUCUCCAUUUCUGUUGUUUUGCUCUGGUUUUGUCAUGUUUGGGGCAAAGCCUUGGAAAGCAAAGGGGUUCGUAGCGUGCUUGAGAAAAGCAGGGUUACCCUGGGCCAUCUUGCCAGUGUGCAGGGCUUUUAGAUGGAACCACUGUCUGGAGUUCUCAAACUGCAUGUCUCUUUGGGCAGAGGCCUUGUUGUUUUCUGUAAAUACAGAAAUACUAGCUUACAAUGUACUGUUUGAUUUUGUAAAUAGUUAUACCACAAGUUGAAUAAGGGGAUAUGUGGAAUUGUGGUCUUUGCAUAUAUGUGGGGGGGAAUAGGGGAGGGGGAGGGGAAUAGGGAGGAGGUUGAAGGGGGGGAAGGAGGGUGGAGGUAGCAAAUCAACUAUUUGUACUGAAUGGCAAGGAUGUUCUAGUAAAUGUGUACCAAAAUGUGAAUUACUUUGUAUUAUUACAGUCUAAACGUCGACCUAACAGAAUAUUAUUGGUAUUAAUGUACUUUUUAUUUUGUAUAAAGUGCAAACAUUUCGUCCCAAAGUCCAGUCUAAGUAGUGCAGUAAAAUGUUGUUACACGUCCUGUCAAGAAAUUCGUAUAGUGCAAGCCUGGAUCUGCGUGUCAAACUGUUACAUUUGUUUAUGUAAAGUGAUAUUAAAAAAAGCUAUAAACUAUAACCUGUCCGUUGCUUUUGGCAAAUACAACCACAUACUGUAUAUAUUUCCUAAUUUCCAUAUUUAUCCGCAUGUAAAGGUCCGGUUAUACAUGUUACAGAUAUUCAAUAUUUAUGGCUAGAAAAAUUGGUAUGUACAAUUUAGUUUACAGAACUGUUUGGUAACAUUUCGUACAUUAUUAAAGAUUCUGAAAUCCCAUAAUCCGUGGUAGGAAUCCUUAUUGACUUAGCCUGCUGCUGCAAUUUAGCUAGUUUUUAGGACAUUAAACUCUAGACUGGAUGAAGGACCUUCUCCUCCCCCAUUUCUUGUCCCCACUGUUCUU